AGAGUAAUGUUACAGAGCGGCGAGAGUGAGGAGGCUGCGUCUGGCUCCCGCUCUCACAGCCAUUGCAGUGCAUUGAGCUCCAUAGAGACCGGCGGCGGGGCCAGGCGAGCGGACGGGCGGCCAGGGCGACGCGGAGCCUCGCUCGAGGAAAAUAAUUAAACAUGGGCAAAGGAGAUCCUAAGAAGCCGAGAGGCAAAAUGUCAUCCUAUGCAUUCUUUGUGCAAACUUGCCGGGAAGAGCACAAGAAGAAGCACCCGGAUGCUUCCGUCAACUUUUCAGAGUUUUCUAAGAAGUGCUCAGAGAGGUGGAAGACCAUGUCUGCUAAAGAGAAGGGAAAGUUUGAAGACAUGGCAAAGGCUGACAAGGCCCGCUAUGAAAGAGAAAUGAAAACUUAUAUCCCUCCUAAAGGGGAGACAAAAAAGAAGUUUAAGGAUCCCAAUGCACCCAAGAGGCCUCCUUCGGCCUUUUUCUUGUUUUGUUCUGAGUAUCGCCCAAAAAUCAAAGGAGAGCAUCCUGGCCUGUCUAUUGGUGAUGUUGCAAAGAAACUGGGUGAGAUGUGGAACAACACUGCUGCAGAUGACAAGCAGCCUUAUGAAAAGAAGGCUGCUAAGCUGAAGGAAAAAUAUGAAAAGGAUAUUGCUGCAUACCGAGCUAAAGGAAAGCCUGAUGUGGCCAAAAAGGGAGUUGUUAAAGCGGAAAAGAGCAAGAAAAAGAAGGAAGAGGAAGAAGAUGAGGAGGAUGAAGAAGAUGAGGAAGAGGAAGAGGACGAAGAAGAUGAAGAUGAAGAAGAAGAUGAUGAUGAUGAAUAAGUCAGUUAUAGCGCAGUUUUUUUUCUUGUCUAUAAAGCAUUUAACCCCCCUGUACACAACUCACUCCUUUUAAAGAAAAAAAUUGAAAUGUAAGGCUGUGUAAGAUUUGUUUUUAAACUGUACAGUGUCUUUUUUUGUAUAGUUAACACACUACCGAAUGUGUCUUUAGAUAGCCCUGUCCCGGUGGUAUUUUCAAUAGCCACUAACCUUGCCUGGUACAGUAUGGGGGUUGUAAAUUGGCAUGGAAAUUUAAAGCAGGUUCUUGUUGGUGCACAGCACAAAUUAGUUAUAUAUGGGGAUGGUAGUUUUUUUUUCAUCUUCAGUUGUCUCUGAUGCAGCUUAUAUGAAAUAAUUGUUGUUCUGUUAACUGAAUACCACUCUGUAAUUGCAAAAGAAAAAAGUUGCAGCUGUUUUGUUGACAUUCUGAAUGCUUCUAAGUAAAUACAAUUUUUUUUAUUAGUAUUGUUGUCCUUUUCAUAGGUCUGAUAUUUUUCUUCUUGAGGGGGAACUAGUCUUUUGCUUUUACCCGUUUAGGAUCACAUGAAUUACAGUGUUUGUCUUUGCAUAUAGUUGACUCCAAAAACUUACACACCCAGCUUAUUAAUGAUGAGGAUAAGAAAAGGUAAUUUAGGAUGAUUUUCAUUCAUCGCUAAAUCUCAAAUCUCAGUUGAUCUCAGUUAAAAGCAAAUUUCACAUAGAUAGCCCCAUUAUAUUUACAAAGUGAAGAGUAGCCAGUGUGCUCACAACAUGGGAUUAUUAACAAACAGCUUGAAAGUCUGUCCUUGAAGGACUAAUAGAAAAUAUUCUGAUCUUUACAUGAGAACUCUACAUUUUUUUAACUUCCAUUACCAUGUAAUGGCAGUUAUAUUUGCAGGCCCCACAUUAAAAAGAAGACCUCACAGUAUCUCCAAAAGCGUGAGCUUAAAUACAAGACUGCCUUUUUUUUUUUUUUUUUUUUGGCUGAAGAUUGGUCCCAGCAAAAGCUCUAAAAAGUACUGACUAUAAAUAUCUGCUUAAAAGGAAAAAUGGUGUUUUUGAUCAAUUGGACCAACUUUAAAAAUUGAAAAAUCAACUAUAUUUUUCUUAAGAUUUGUCCCUUUAUAAUCAAAUGGACUUGGGCAAGAAUACACUUAAACUUUGUGUGAAUUACCCAGUUUAGUUUAAUUUUUCUUAGAAAACAAACUUGUCCAUUAGGGCCAUGUUUAUCUGUAUAGCAGUUUAGGGGAACAAUUUGGCAACUGUGGUUUUUGAGAUUAUCAUUCUCUUAAAGUGCCAGUGUUUUAAAAUAGCGUUCUUGUAAUUUUACACGCUUUUGUGAUAAGUGCUGUUUUGUUAUAUAAUUUUGACUUGGAUUCUUUCCAUUGCAUUUGUUUAUGUAAUUUCAGGAGGAAUAUUGAACAUCUGAGUCCUGGAUGAUACUAAUAAACUAAUAAUUGCAGAGGUUUUAAA
This is a messenger RNA of Suncus etruscus (white-toothed pygmy shrew), 2258 nucleotides long. It is a transcript of the gene HMGB1, whose product is annotated as high mobility group box 1. The coding region runs from base 162 to 809 and encodes 215 amino acids. The transcript has 5 exons. Lineage: Eukaryota; Metazoa; Chordata; Mammalia; Eulipotyphla; Soricidae. The record is from RefSeq and is a predicted model, not a curated record. Gene Ontology annotation, molecular function: DNA binding, bending. Gene Ontology annotation, biological process: regulation of transcription by RNA polymerase II. Gene Ontology annotation, cellular component: nucleus.